GGCGGCGGCCGGGCGGUGGCGAUGCUGUGGCCGCGGCUGGCGGCGGCUGAGUGGGCGCCGUUGGUCUGGGAGCUGUUGGGCGCCUCGGUGCUGCUCAUCGCGGUGCGCUGGCUGGUGCGGCGGCUGGAGAAGCGGCCGCGGGGCCUGGGGCGGAGCGGACCCCCAGCCCCGCCGCCCGGCGCGGCCACGAACUCGGCCUUAGACCCAGGCGAAAUGACAAUGGACGCCAUCUUGGCGCGACUGAAACUCCUGAAUCCCGAUGACCUUAGAGAAGAAAUUGUGAAAGCUGGAUUGAAAUGUGGACCCAUUACCUCUACCACAAGGUUCAUUUUUGAGAAAAAAUUGGCUCAGGCCUUAUUAGAGCGCGGAAGAACGCUGCCUUCACAUCCUCCUGGCUGCGACACCUCAAGUGCCACUGCUCUGAGCCAAGAUGCACAGAAGAUGUCGAAGUCUGCUGUAGAGAGUCAGGCUGAGCAGGUCGGCUUGUCUGAAGACAGAGAUUUUGGUUACAGCGUGGGCUUGAAUCCUCCGGAGGAAGAUGUCGUGACGUCUGAGACCUGUUCCGUGCCCUUCAAUGCCACCACCGGGGUCGGCAGCCACAAAGCCGUGGCAAGGGCGUCUGCAGAGCCGCCUCUGUACUAUGGGGUGUGCCCGGCGUAUGAGGACACCCCAGCGAGAAAUGAAAGGAUUCAUGUUUAUGAAGAUAGAAAGGAAGCAUUGCAAGCUGUCAAAAUGAUCAAAGGAUCUCGAUUUAAAGCUUUUUCAAGUAGAGAAGAUGCUGAGAAAUUUGCUAGAGGAAUUUGUGAUUAUUUUCCUUCUCCAAGCAAAGCCUCUUCACCCCUUUCUCCUGUGAAAAUAACAUCGGUCUUCGGCAGCGGUGGAGUGAAAGAGUCAGAAACUAUCAACAGAGAACGAGCAAACAGUUACAAAACCCCCCGUACUCAAGAUCUCACUGCCAAACUUCGAAAAGCUGUGGAGAAGGGAGAAGAAGACCUCUUUUCGGAUCUGACUUGGAGUAACCCCCGGUACCUGAUCGGCUCUGGGGACAAUCCGACCAUCGUGCAGGAAGGGUGUAGGUACAACGUCAUGCAUGUCGCUGCCAAAGAGAACCAGGCUUCUAUCUGCCAGCUGACUCUGGAGACCCUGGAGAACCCCGAGUUUAUGCGGCUCAUGUACCCUGACGACGAGCCGCACAUGCUGCAGCAGCGCAUCUGCUACAUCGUGGACCUGUACCUGAACACGCCGGACAAAGCGGGUUAUGACACGCCAUUGCACUUUGCUUGUAAGUUUGGGAAUGCAGAUGUGGUCAACGUGCUUUCUUCACACCCUUUGAUUGUAAAAAAUCCAAGGAAUAAGUAUGAUAAAACUCCUGAAGAUGUGAUUUGUGAAAGAAGCAGAAAUAAGUCUGUGGAACUGAAGGAGCGCAUUAGAGAGUACUUACAGGGCCACUACUACGUGCCGCUCCUGAGAGCCGAGGACACAUCAUCUCCUGUGAUUGGGGAGCUGUGGUCUUCAGACCAGACGACCGAAACCUCUCAUAUCGGCCACGGGGGAGGCGGCCCCAGAGACCCUGUUCUGACCUUGCGAGCCUUUGCGGGGCCCCUGAGCCCAUCCAAGGCAGAAGAUUUUCGCAAGCUCUGGAAAACGCCACCUCGAGAGAAAGCAGGCUUCUUUCACAAUGUCAGGAAGACGGAUCCAGAAAGAGGCAUGGAGAGGGUGGGAAGGGAGUUGGCUCGCGAGCUGGGGUACCCCUGGGUCGAAUACUGGGACUUUCUGGGCUGUUUUGUUGAUCUGUCUUCCCAGGAGGGUCUGCAAAAGCUAGAAGAAUAUCUCAGUCACCAGGAGGCAGGCAUAAAGGCCCCACAAGACUCGGGAGAAAAUGAGGCCUGUCGUCAGGAGAACCCCUCUGCCUUUGGCCGUGCUCGGAAGUGCAGCAAUUCCAUCUCUGUGAGGGCGUUUCUGGAUGAAGACGACGACCUGAGCUUGGAAGAGAUUAAAAAUCGACAGAACACAGCUCGAAACAACACCCAGCCCACAGUUAGCACUUUUGGGGACUCGAAGUGUGACAUCCUUCCCUUGGAGCAGGAGACCAGCCUUAUAGAAGCAUCCACCCUGACCAGUCCCCACGGCAGCGAGAAUGGGUUUUGUGGCCCCCUGAGCGGCAGCAGGACCCCAGGCAGGAAGAGGCUGGAGGCCCCAGGCGCCGGAGAAGCACUCAUCUCGCCAUUCUCCGGCUUGACGGUUGAGUUCGAUAAACUGCAAUUGCAAGACCGAGGAAGUAAUCUUUCCAAGACACCAAAUAAAAGCAGGAAAACUAGGGACAAGAAGAGCUUCACAUCAAGAACGGAUGCAGUCGAGAAUGACUUGUUAGAGCCGCCUGCUGCUGACACGCUUACAGAGAACCAAACCAGGACAGAGAGCGAAAUGUCAGCCAAAAUGGCUAAAAUACAUCUGGGUCCUGACACUCCUGUGCCCGAGGUUCAGCAGAACUGUGGUUCCAUGCCCUCAGAGCCCUCAGGGGUCCCCACUACGAAGGAGCCUGUGGAGAGGCUCUUCCUUUUUGGAGAGGAGCCGUCAAAACUGGAUCGAGAUGUUUUGGCCGCUCUGGAGUGUACAGAAGUGGAUCCUCAGCAGUACCCGGCUGUGCACAGAUGGAGGAGUGCCGUCCUGUGCUACUCCCCCACUGACAGACAGAGUUGGCCAAGCCCUGCGCUGAAAGGGAAGCUGGAGUCUCAGCAGCUGGAUGUCGGUUGUCCCCACAGCUGCAGCCCCGGGAGAAGCCCUGGGAAGCCCGGGCCCGCAUCCCACUCCCCAGGCCUGGGCAGCCCUGGGCGCUACAGCCCUGCGCAUGGGAGCCACCUCCGCAGAAUGGCGCGCCUGGCGCAGCUCACGGCCUUGUAAGGCAGGUGCAAGCUGCUGGGCGGCUCGUUCUCUUGUUUGUUUUUAAAGGAAGAAGGGUAAAGUGUUUAUUGCUAAAACUUACCAAAAAGAAUAUAUUCUGAUUAAUUUAUUAGUUCUCAUUUUGAGAGUAAAAGGUUUUUAGAAAAUGCAAAUGUUUUGUAUAAAAUUUAGUUUUCUGGGGUUUGGGGAGAAGUUGAUGGAAACAAAUCCAGUUACAAACUUUCUGAGAAUCGUCAGCGUGUAACAGUGUGGACUUAAGCUCACCGUGGGCAAGCGGAGGACGCCGUUCCCAUGGUGUGU
This is a messenger RNA of Lontra canadensis (Northern American river otter), 3201 nucleotides long. It is a transcript of the gene ANKLE2, whose product is annotated as ankyrin repeat and LEM domain containing 2. Gene Ontology annotation, molecular function: protein phosphatase 2A binding. The coding region runs from base 22 to 2901 and encodes 959 amino acids. Gene Ontology annotation, biological process: negative regulation of phosphorylation. Gene Ontology annotation, cellular component: endoplasmic reticulum. The record is from RefSeq and is a predicted model, not a curated record. Lineage: Eukaryota; Metazoa; Chordata; Mammalia; Carnivora; Mustelidae. The transcript is spliced from 13 exons.